AAUCAGCGCGCUGAAUUCGAGUCGGCUCUCUGACAGUACGGCGGACCGUCGAUAGUUUCUUCAGCACCGCAGCUUUGGUCGAAACAAGUAAUCAUAUUGACAACGUUUAUGGUUUCAGGUUCACAGGGAUGGACGGUGACAGAAUGGAGGUGGAAAACCACAAACGAAACAUAAAUGUGGAGGUCCAUGUUAAAUCUCACAGCACAGCUAAACUGGCUGAGGUGAGGACACAUGUUCUGUCUCUACUGAGUCGCCACAGCAUGGUUUUUGGAAACUACAGAUGGACCGAGUUUGAUGAAGACUUUUUGCAGAAACAUGUGGAAUCUGUGGCUAUAGUUGAUAUUGAGGAAUUGGCAACACAGCCCCUUGAUUUGAAGAGCUGCUCUGUCUCCGUUCACAUCUUCACUCUGAAUGAGGAUGGACCCAGCAUGCUCAGUCUGGAGGACGAUGAGGAGCUUUCAGCAGCCAAUCACUGGUUGCUGCCAGCAGCUGAGUUCCAUGGGAUUUGGGAGAGUCUGGUAUAUGAGAGCGGAGUCAAAACUCAGCUUUUGGAUUACGUCACGACAACAAUUUACUUCUCAGAUAAAAAUGUCGACAGCAACCUGAUUUCAUGGAACCGUGUUGUUCUGCUUCACGGACCCCCGGGCACAGGGAAAACGUCACUCUGCAAAGCUCUCGCCCAGAAGCUGUCAAUCAGACUGUCGAGUCGGUAUUCUUAUGGGCAAUUUGUCGAGAUAAACAGCCACAGCUUGUUCUCAAAGUGGUUCUCAGAGAGCGGUAAGCUGGUCACGAAGAUGUUUCAAAAGAUCCAACAACUGAUUGACGACAAAGAUGCUCUUGUGUUUGUUCUGAUUGAUGAGGUGGAGAGUCUGACAGCGGCGAGGAAUGCCUGCCAGGCAGGGACAGAGCCCUCUGAUGCCAUCCGAGUGGUCAACUCGGUUCUCACUCAACUGGAUCAGAUCAAAAGACAUUCCAACGUAGUGAUCUUGACGACCUCCAAUGUGACAGAAAAGAUAGACUUGGCGUUUGUGGACCGGGCUGACAUCAAGCAGUACAUCGGACCUCCAUCAGAGAAGGGCAUCUAUAACAUCUACCUCUCCUGCCUGGAGGAGCUGAUGAAGUGCCAGAUCAUUUACCCUCGGCAGCAGCUGUUCACCAUGUUUGAGCUUGAGACGAUGGGCUUUGCAAAGAGUGAGGUGUCCGAACACAGUCUGAAACUGAGGAACAUUGCUCUGAAAAGCAGAGGUUUGAGUGGAAGAGCGCUCAGGAAGUUGCCAUUUCUAGCCCACGCGCUGUUUGUAAAGACACCAACAGUGACUCUUGAGAGGUUUUUGGAGGCUAUGGACCAAGCAGUGGAUAAACAGAGAGAGGAGAAAUCUAACCUGGUCAAUGGUGUCUGAACUUAUUACAAUGCCCAAAGGCUGACACAUGAUUGUUCAUGAGCUCUCAAUACCAUGCCUCGUUUGUUUGUAGUUUAGAAAACUGCAGCUCUUACGUCUUUUUUAUUAAGUUCAAUUAAUUCAUUUGGCAGCACAGUGUUGAAUAUAUUGACAAGUAACAUUGUUUUAACAAAUGCUAUCUACAUCCUAAGUCUUUAUUCAGGUAAUUCUGAUGGUGCUACUAACUUUAAAGUACCAAGUCAAUUUCAGUAUUGGCAGUUUAAGAUGGGGAGUACCUAAUGCUUGAAUUUUCUGUGUUUACGCUGUUCUUACUUUCAAAGUGAUAUUUUUAUGUAACAUUCAGCUUUAACCUUCAUUCAGCUUUGUCUGGCUCACAUUUUAAAAGGGGUAGUUCACAUUUUUUUCCUGCAUAAAUUUGCAUUUACUCUCUUCAAACAUUAGCUGGAUUUUGUUGUCGAUAUCCCAUUGAGAUGGCAAUGUGUUGUGAAGUGGUUCUAUUUUUUUGGGUUCAUUUCUGUCAUGCAUGUUGCUAGCUCACUGAGAUACAUCCACGGGACCCGUAGAAUAAGAAUAAUAAUGGUCAUGUUUGAACUGAAAAAUGUGAAUUGUCCCUUAAACAUGCCAUGUUUUUGUACUUGUGUUGUAUGUUUUAAAAAGGGAUGUUCCUCGUAUACCAUCACGUAAAAAUGUUCAUUUGUCUUUGUCAGUUUUAUAUUUAUGUUGACAGCAAAUCCUCUUUAAACUCUCCAGAUUCAUGUGUUC
Plectropomus leopardus (leopard coralgrouper) is the source of this 2162-nucleotide messenger RNA. RefSeq names its product thyroid hormone receptor interactor 13 (gene trip13). The record is from RefSeq and is a predicted model, not a curated record. NCBI's taxonomy places the organism in Eukaryota, Metazoa, Chordata, Actinopteri, Perciformes, Serranidae. Gene Ontology annotation, molecular function: ATP hydrolysis activity; ATP binding. Gene Ontology annotation, biological process: meiotic recombination checkpoint signaling; reciprocal meiotic recombination. Gene Ontology annotation, cellular component: nucleus; chromosome.